ACUGGAUUGAACAGCCUUCAGUUUUGGUAACACUCUUCUAUGAGAAGAGCAGCUAGUAUCCUUACAGACAAGCAGCAAGAAUCAGCGUAGUCGUGAUGGGAAGAAUGAUGAAUGCAGGCAGCRGUGUGAGACAAGAAAACAAGCGAUGGUUGUUAAUCCAUGGUCCUCGUUUCUUAGCAGUCUUACUGGUGAUAUCCAUGAUCCACGUAGCAGCAAGUCAGAACAAGAUGAGUUCUCUUGAUCAAGRUUUGAUCAAGAUUCGAUCCCCAAGAAAUGCGAAGACAAUAGGCAAAACCAACACUCAAACCAGCAGGGUGUGUAGCUCCACUGAAUGCAUUGACGUAGCCAAUCAAAUCAAAAGUUCGAUGAACCUGACUGUGAACCCUUGCGAUGACUUUUAUGAGUACGCUUGUGGGAGAUGGCCRACAAACAAUCCUUUACCGGCAGGCUACUCGUAUUUWRAUCAAUWUCGAMUAAUUGGAUUGAAAACAGAGAAAUAUAAAAAAAGGAAAAUACAAAUGGGAAACAUAAGAGUACAAGGAGCAAGCAAUGAAGUWCRGCAAAUGCCACAUGAUAUGUACCAAUCCUGCAUGAACRUAGCGSCCAUCGACAAUCUUGGUGACGCACCUCUGAGAGAGCRUAUUACGGAACUGGGWGGYUGGGAGUUGAGUGGAAACUGGGACGAGAAUACGUGGGAUUUUAAUGAGACCCUUCUUUCUCUUCAUAAAGUAUAUAAUGAGGGCCCUGUGUUUAAAGUGGCAAUCGUAAAAGGCAGUAAAGACAAAAGAGUGUUGGCAUACAAACAGCUGUUCAUUGAURUCGUUCUUCUGUUGGGUGUUACUAAGAGCACCGCUGACCAGAAAGCAGACGAGAUCAUUAGCUUUGAAGCUCAACUCGCGAACAUAACUUUAAGUGAAACAGAAUGGCGAAAAUUUCAAUCGUACACUAGAWCUCUUGGACAACUUCAACAACUUGUGCCUGAGGUUAACUGGACUCUUCACUUAAAUAAACUGUUUGAGCCAUCUACGAUCACUGGCAAUGAACAAAUUGUGUUGCCUUCGAUACCGUACCUAAAAAGUGCAAUGAAAAUCAUAGAAAACACGCCAAAGAGGAUACUGGCAAACUAUAUGGUAUGGCGCGUGAUACAGAGUAUGAUUGGGUGGCUUUCUAAGCCUUUCAGGGACGCACUGACAAGGUACGAUCACGCAACAUGGGGUACUACAUCUGAAAGAGUGCGUUGGAAAAAGUGCAUUGAUUCAACUUUUCAAUCUUUUGAAGACGUAAUAACAGCUGCAUAUGUCAAUGAAAAUAAUGCGCAACUUGCAGAGAAAAUAAGCUUGGCAAGAGAAAUUGUGAAUGAAGAUGUUCAAGCUUUUAAAGACAAUGUUAACUCGCUGACCUGGUUAGAUGAUGCAACUAAAAAUGAAGUAUAUCAAAAGAUUGACAGCUUAAGAUUCGAGGUCGGCUUCCCCAGUUACAUGUUAAACAGCACAAAAAUGGCUUCAAUAUUCGAAAAAUACAGAAACCUGAAUAUCAAAGCUGCAACAUAUUUCAAAAACAAAGUAGCAAUCGGAAAGAACAAUCGACAGCUAAUACUACAAGACAUCAGAAAGCCAUACGAUGAUGCAUUAUGGGAUUUUAUGACUCCUCUUACGACAAAUGCAGGAUUCUAUUAUGUAACAAGUGUAAUAACUCUCCCAGCUGCCAUUCUUCAGCCACCAAUCUUAUUUUCUAACGAAUUCCUAAGAGCUUAUAACAUGGGAAAAAUGGGUUUCAUUGUUGCUCACGAAAUAAUGCAUGCUUUUGGCAUUAAUGGUAGACGCUAUGACAAGGAUAGAAAAGAGAGAAACUGGUGGUCAAAUCGUGCGCUUACAGAAUUUCAUAAAAGAGUAAAAUGCUUCGAAAACCAAUAUUCAGGAUACAAAAUAAUAGGAAAAGUGCCAAUCAACGGAAAGAACACAGCUGAGGAGAAUGUUGCAGACAACGGCGCUUUAAAAAUAGCUUUCAAGGUAUAUAAAACUUGGGCUAAGCAAUACCCCAGUGAAAAAUGGCUGUUACCUGGACUUGAUAACACCAAUGAACAGCUCUUUUACCUUGGACUUGCUCAGAACUUUUGUGGUAACUCUACUCUUGAAGUCCGAUUCAGCAAUAAUGACGAAAGAACUCAUACAGAUGACAAGUUCAGGGUUAUUGGUUCGCUGGCAAAUUCAUGCGAGUUUGCCAAUGCAUUCAAGUGCAAAAAGUACAGCCCAAUGAAUCCAAUCAAAAAGUGCUAUCUGUGGAGUAAAGAAGGACCAUUGGACUAGGAGCGUGUUAGUCCCGUCCCUUUCACAGUUCCCUGCACCAUCUGCGCCUCUGCGCCAAGGUAGCCGUGUCUUUGCAUGGAAGCGAGACGAACAGUGAGCUUGCAAUGAUAGAGACCUGUGAAUAAUUGUCCA
This is a messenger RNA of Actinia tenebrosa (Australian red waratah sea anemone), 2438 nucleotides long. RefSeq names its product endothelin-converting enzyme 1. Gene Ontology annotation, molecular function: metalloendopeptidase activity. Lineage: Eukaryota; Metazoa; Cnidaria; Anthozoa; Actiniaria; Actiniidae. The record is from RefSeq and is a predicted model, not a curated record. Gene Ontology annotation, biological process: protein processing. Gene Ontology annotation, cellular component: plasma membrane.